CGAGAUUUGCUCUUUCGGACGUUUUCGGCUCAUUCCGCUAUUUUCCGUCCCGCUUUCACUAGUUCUCAAGCAGUCCUGCCCGCUUCGUGCUGUGCUGGAAAAUGGCAGUUCGGUAAAUUGAAAAGAUUCGUGCGGAAUGAAAAGGAAAAAGAAAUCAAUCCUGUAGUCUGCUGAGGGAGUAGAUGGGAGUUAAAAACCUGAGUCCGGCCGAGUGUUAGGAUCGCACAUUUAUUCGCACGCGCGAAAGAAAACCGUCAAAGCUUUUGCAACGACUUGCCACGGUCAUCACGUUAUACUGGGAGGAUCACAUCUUGAGAGGGAAUGUUGAGCAACCUGCUAUAAGACGACAUCAGCUGAUUUGGCGAAAUAAAUCUGUGAAGGACUUCAUUCUUUAUUUCUUUUCCAGUGGCUGAAUGAGCAUGCUGCAUUCCCUCUGUUCCAUCAUUUGGUUGAACCGCGGGUUCAAGUUGAGAAAAGUGGCCUGUUCGGCCAACACCGGCCAGGUCUAAGCCGUUGCUACCGCGCAUGCCUGUUUAUGAGCUCCGGUUAGAAGUGCUUAACUUUUAACUAAACGUCCCACGGUACGACAUCAGUCACACCCUCGCAAAGUUUCAUCCCCAGUCCGACGUUCUUCUGCCUGGGGUGAUUGUCAUUUCAUACUCUGAAAAUGGCUGCCGAUGGCUUCCAGUACAGGUCUCUGUACUCCUACUGUAAAGACUGGGAGGAUGACAUUGACCUUGAGCCUGGUGAUAUCCUGACGGUCGACAAAGCAUCUCUGCUGUCACAGGGCUUUAAAGAGGGAGACAAGCAGCACCCAGAAUGCCUCGGCUGGAUCUUGGGCUUUAACGAGCGAACCAAACAGAGGGGAAACUUUCCAGGGACGUAUGUGCAGUAUGUGGGACCUUUGAAAAUGUCAGUGCCGUCCUGCCAGCCUCGUUCUCAGAGACUGCUUCCUGCUGUUCCCAGACCUGAGCCAACAGCCUCCUCGCAGGUUGCUCCAGUCCUGGACUUGACCAAACAGUUCACACACCCGGAAACAACUGCUCCUAAUCUUAUGAAGUUGGUCGAAGCAAUUGAGCGGACAGGUCUGGACUCCAGGACACUAUACAGGACAUCCACUGCUUCAGCCUCUGACAGACAGAGCCCUGCUGAGCUGCAGGAGUUGGACGUGGGACAGUGGGACAUUCAUGCACUCUCGGAGGCUCUCGUUCGGUACCUGCAGGAACUUCCUGCCCCCAUCAUCCCUCCCUCUGUUUAUACAGACCUUCAGGCAGCAGUGCAACUAGAAUCAGACGUUUCCUCCGUGAGGAGACAAGAGCAGCUGCUGCAGGUACUGGAGAAGCCUGAAGUUCCACUGCAGAACCUUCUGACGCUGCAUUAUUUGCUCAAACACCUGGAGAAGGUCUGCCAGCGCGCUGCGCAGAACGGCCUCGACAUUCACACCCUCGGCCAAAUCUUUGGCCCUCUGUUGAUCAGGGACCCUGUGAGCGGGUCAGAGGAAGAUGAGGGGUUUCCCGUGAUUGCAGUUGAGAGACUUCUUUUGGAGAGAAUUUGGGAACAAGAGCCGACUCCUCCCGCUCUCCCUCCUAAACCGCCCAAAGCCAAAGCCAUGGCCUCAUCUGUGACCAAUGGAAACAACAGCUUACUGAGUGAAGCUGAAUGGUACUGGGGAGACAUUUCAAGAGAGGAGGUGAAUGAGAAGUUGAGAGACACUCCUGAUGGUACGUUCCUGGUGCGGGACGCAUCAAGCAAAGUCCAGGGAGAGUAUACCUUGACCCUCAGGAAAGGAGGCAAUAACAAACUGAUCAAGAUUUUUCACCGCGGGGGGAAGUAUGGCUUCUCAGAGCCUCUUACUUUUCUCUCUGUGGUGGAGCUCAUCAACCACUACCGGCAUGAGUCGCUGGCCCAAUACAACGCCAAGCUGGACACUCGCCUGCUCUUCCCUGUGUCUAAAUAUCAGCAGGAUCAGGUGGUGAAAGAGGACAGUGUCGAGGCAGUAGGAGAGCAGCUGAAGGUUUAUCAUGAGCAGUAUCAGGAGAAGAGUCGUGAAUAUGAUGUACUGUAUGAAGAAUACACACGCACAUCACAAGAGCUGCAGAUGAAACGAACAGCCAUAGAGGCCUUUAAUGAGACCAUAAAGAUCUUUGAGGAGCAGUGUGAAACCCAGGAGCGCCUCAGCAGAGAAAGCAUUGAGAAGUAUCGCCGAGAAGGCAACGACAAGGAGAUUGAGAGAAUUCAGAGCAACUCUGAGAAGCUGAAAUCCAGAGUGACAGAGAUUCAUGACAGCAAGAGUAAGUUGGAACUGGACUUGAAGCGACAAGCCACAGACAAUCGAGAGAUAGACAAGAGGAUGAACAGCUUGAAACCAGACCUCAUACAGCUGAGGAAGAUAAGGGACCAAUAUCUUGUAUGGUUGACUCAGAAAGGCACCAAACAAAGGAAGAUCAACGAAUGGCUGGGUAUAAAGAACGAAUCAGAGGACUUGUAUUCUCUGUUGGAUGACGAUGACGAUCAAGCACAUCAUGACGAGUGUACCUGGUACGUUGGGGACAUCAAGCGCACACAGGCGGAGGAUCUCCUGAGAGGCAAACGAGACGGCACCUUCCUCAUCAGAGAGAGCCAGACCCAGAAGGGCUCCUUCGCCUGCUCUGUAGUCAUGGAUGGAGAGAUCAAACAUUGUGUGGUUUACAAGACGGCCACAGGUUUUGGAUUUGCUGAGCCUUACAACCUUUACGGUUCCUUGAAAGACUUGGUCCUGCACUACAAACACACCUCUCUGGUCCAGCACAACGACACACUGAAUGUAACCCUGGCCUAUCCGGUCCUCGCACAGCAGCCUAGAUGAGCACCGCCACACGAGACGGCCCAGGACACACAUAUAAAGCAUGAUUAAGCACAUUAUACGGAGCAAACUAUACUAACACCAAACUUUUAUGUUUAUCGUAGAGAACAGAUAAGCACAGUAUAUUAUCGUAAGUAAACGUAUGGCUUUUUUUGUAAGCCCAUGGUUUUUUUUCCGUAUCAGUCAAAGUCAGCUGCAGUAAUUACGGUAAAAUCACAGCUACUCUGUAAUUGUUGUCCCAACACAAGAGAGAGGAAAGUGAGGAGAGGAAAGUGUCAUGUUAUUCCAUGAAAGCUCGAACUAGUGUUGUAGUCCUGGAUAUUUUCGAUGAGGACACGGGCCAGGGACGAGAUGAGAUGAGGAAUUAACCGAAAGUUGCAGCUGUUGAUAAUCAAUCUUUUAGCUGUUAUGUCACUGUGUAAUUGUUUGGUAGUUCACUUCUGCCAACCAUAUGAAUAGAUUCCUCUUUAUGUCAGUUGUCCUAUAGAAGAUGUGAAACAAACCUUUUUUUAUUUUUUUUAUUAUUAUUAUAUCAGACAUGUUCGAGGGACACUGAAGUCCUUUUAGCUUCUAUUCUGCGACUUUAAAGCUAGUCGUCAUGGUCAGAAUAAAUAGCCAUCAACAAUUAUGUGCUUUUCUUUGAGAUAUUACACCACACAGUUGGAAGUCUGGCAUCUUAAUGGUUUCUGUGGGCUGGUAUUGGUGCUUCCUGGUGCUUUAAUUUUUGACUCUUGUAACGUGAGAGUGAUGCAUAGCUAUAGAGAACUGUUAAGAUCCAGAACAAAGGUGAUCCCAAAGCAACAACGCGCACAGGAGCUUCCACUCGCUUAGAAAGGUUAUUCAAUGUGCACAAGCAAAAUGGUACGGAAAA
This is a messenger RNA of Sinocyclocheilus rhinocerous, 3713 nucleotides long. Its product is annotated as phosphatidylinositol 3-kinase regulatory subunit gamma-like. The record is from RefSeq and is a predicted model, not a curated record. The transcript has 16 exons. Gene Ontology annotation, molecular function: protein binding; 1-phosphatidylinositol-3-kinase regulator activity. Gene Ontology annotation, cellular component: phosphatidylinositol 3-kinase complex. Gene Ontology annotation, biological process: phosphatidylinositol phosphate biosynthetic process; insulin receptor signaling pathway. NCBI's taxonomy places the organism in Eukaryota, Metazoa, Chordata, Actinopteri, Cypriniformes, Cyprinidae. Bases 668 to 2845 code for a protein of 725 amino acids.